Messenger RNA from Nicrophorus vespilloides, 1043 nucleotides. RefSeq names its product tRNA (cytosine(38)-C(5))-methyltransferase. The coding region runs from base 87 to 1043 and encodes 318 amino acids. The transcript has 3 exons. Gene Ontology annotation, molecular function: methyltransferase activity. NCBI's taxonomy places the organism in Eukaryota, Metazoa, Arthropoda, Insecta, Coleoptera, Silphidae. The record is from RefSeq and is a predicted model, not a curated record.
CAUUUAAAAUUGUGUAAACAGUGUGUGUGUUUGUGUGAAUUACAACAUUUCAUUCAUUGUAGAAUUGGAAGUCAUUGGUGAUCAUAAUGAAAGUAUUGGAAUUGUACAGCGGAAUCGGUGGAAUGCAUUUGGCGUUGCAAGCCAGUAAAUUGCCCGGAGAAGUGAUUGCCUCAGUCGAUAUAAACACAGUGGCAAAUCAUGUGUACGGAUACAAUUUCCCUGAAACGAAUCUCCUGAACAGAAACAUUCAGAGCCUAACACCGAAGUUCAUAAACAGUCUCGAAGUGGACACAAUCCUGAUGUCUCCACCAUGCCAACCGUUCACUAGGAACGGAUUGCAGAAAGAUGUCGACGAUGCGAGGACGUGUUCUUUCACGCACAUCCUGCAAAUCUUACCCGAGCUUAAAGUUAAGAGUAUCCUUAUUGAGAAUGUCAAGGGGUUUGAGUGCUCGGAGAUGAGAGAACGACUGAUUGAAGCAUUGCAGGCAGCUGGAUUCAAUUACCAGGAGUUCAUGUUGUCACCCACGCAGUUCGGUAUCCCCAAUACGAGGCACAGGUAUUACUGUUUGGCCUCAAGGUGCCCCGAUAAAUUCACUUGUGGACCUAUGAUGGAAUUAUUUAAAUACGAAAGUUUUCCCAAACCAUUUGAGAUUGUGGAUGUGUUGGAGAAUGGAGAUGUUGUUGAGGAGUAUCGAUUGAGUGAGAAAGUGCUGAAUAAACGAGGCAACAUAUUGGAUAUCUGCUAUGGACAUUCCACAAGAUCAUGCUGCUUCACCAAGGCUUAUGGGAGGUAUAUAGAAGGAACUGGUUCAGUUUAUUGUCCAAAGAGUGAGGCGGAAACCGCUGAAGUUUACAAUGCAGAAUCGAAAGACUUGUUGAGUUUGAAGAUGCGGUUCUUUACACCGCGUGAAGUGUGCAGGCUGAUGGCCUUCCCGGAGACUUUUGCGUUUCCAGCGUCCACCACCAAAAAGCAAAUGUUCAAUCUGCUCGGCAACAGCGUUAACGUUAAGGUCGUCUCGGAGUUAAUAAAAGUGUUGAUAUAA